AUUUAUAUAAAUUAUUCUUAAUGGCCGACUUCCAGCAACCAAAAAAUCAAAAGGAUAUGCAUUAUGAGAGACUUGAUGUUGAAGCUGUUGGGGAAGAGAUAAAAGUACCCCAAGAUCAAGAGUAUUCUAGAGGGUCACAUUCAAGAAAAGGCCAUCCUCGUGAUUACUUCAAUGGCGAAUCCAGCCACAGCGGGAGCUUUUGAAGAGACAUCGAUGACGAAGUUAGAGGCGGAUUCAUAUCAAAGGUUUAUGGAAUUAUUAGCUUCCAGCUCAUAGUAACAGCUGUCUUUGUCCUUCUUGCUAUUGGAACUGGGUUUGGACACUGGCUUCUGAGAAAUAUGUGGUUCAGCAUUGUAUGAAUGGUAGGUGCUAUAAUCACAGAGAUUAUGAUAAUCUGCUGAAAAUAUGGAAGAGUUGUACCCCAAAACUACAUCUGCUUGUUUUCAUUCACAUUCUUUGAAUCUAUUGUAGUUGCAACAAUUUGAGCAAGUGUAAACAGUCCCUUUAUCGUUCUUGUAGCUGCUUUCAUGACCUGAUGUCUCGUCCUGACUCUCACAGCCUACGCUUUUUACACAAAGGAAGAUUUUACAGCUUGUGGCUCUGUUGCAUGGGUGAUGCUCUCAUCCCUUCUAAUCCUUGCUAUCUUAAUGUUCGUUUUCCCGAGUAGGAUCUUACACAUUAUCUACUGCACAGCAGCAACUCUUAUUUUUAGCUUCAUUCUGAUUGCUGACACUCAGAUGUUAAAAGGAGAUAAAGAAGAAAGAUUCGGAGAAGACGACUACAUCCUAGCUGCCUUAAUGAUCUAUAUUGAUAUUAUCACCAUCUUCCUUCAGCUAGUCCAGCUACUCGCUCAAGCAAGUGAUUAAAAUUC
Moneuplotes crassus is the source of this 871-nucleotide messenger RNA. Lineage: Eukaryota; Ciliophora; Spirotrichea; Euplotida; Euplotidae. The record is from the annotation of a GenBank genome assembly.